AUGCCAUUUCUCGAUCGCCCAAGUCAAAACCUCCCCAUACCGCAACUGGACAAGCAAUCAUUUAACGGCUCUGUUCCUGCUGUUCCCGUUCCGUCCGUUGCGAAAUUGACAAUUCCCGAUGUUUGCACUGAUUUUGGUUUUACCGCUCAUGAUUUAAUUAAUGAAGGUGAACUAGGCCAUGGCAAUUUCGCUUUUGUACAAAAGAUGCGGCAUCGCAAUCUCAAUUAUUCCAUGGCAAUUGUUCGAUCUGUACUAAAUGAGCGGGAAAAAAGCAAAUCAUUGAAGGAUCUUCAGAUUAUUAUGAAAUCUAAAUACAAACACAUUGUUACCUUUUAUGGCGCCAUCUUUCACGAAAGUGAAUGUUGGAUAUGCAUGGAGCUGAUGGACUCCUCUCUGGAUAAAUUUUAUAAAAUCGUCUAUUUUGAGCUCAAAUCCUCUAUUCCGGAAGCUGCUCUGGCAAAGAUCACAGUUGCUAUCGUAUCUGCCUUGAAUUAUCUGAAAUGCGACUUACAUGUCAUGCAUAGAGAUGUGAAACCCUCAAAUGUUCUUAUCAACAAGGGUGGCGAUGUGAAGCUAUGCGAUUUUGGAAUUUCCGGUGACCUUGUAAACAGCCUUGCAAUGACCAAAGAUGUCGGUUGUAAACCCUAUAUGGCGCCGGAGCGAAUAAACCCCGAUCUAAUGUCCCACGGCUACGAUGUGCGCUCCGACGUCUGGAGUCUGGGGAUAAGUCUGGUGGAGUUGGCUACUGGCCACUUCCCUUAUCCCUCAUGGCGGUCUCCAUUCCAUCAACUCCAGUCCGUACUCCAGUCACCCUCUCCCCAGCUCCCUCCUAAUGAGGAGAUGGAAAUCCCCUUCUCUCCGGCUAUGCGGGAAUUCGUUGAGGCCUGUCUGCAGAAGGACCUCAAGAAGAGACCCAAGUAUGCUGCUCUCAUGCUCUGGUUAGGUUGUCGUUAA
Rodentolepis nana is the source of this 954-nucleotide messenger RNA. Lineage: Eukaryota; Metazoa; Platyhelminthes; Cestoda; Cyclophyllidea; Hymenolepididae. The record is from the annotation of a GenBank genome assembly.